Molecule: messenger RNA, 362 nt
Organism: Meloidogyne enterolobii
Lineage: Eukaryota; Metazoa; Nematoda; Chromadorea; Rhabditida; Meloidogynidae
Source: the annotation of a GenBank genome assembly
AUGACGCUCAAUUAUAGCCCAUAUAUUCGCGAAAAUUAUCAAUUUCUUCAACAAUUAGCUAAGACUAGUUCGGAUAAAAAGAAAAAUUCGAUAAUCCUAAAAGCUAGUGCUGAUCAAAUUUUAGCCAUCGUUGAAAUUUGUGCCAACGUACUAAAACAUAAUUUUAUACUAAAUAGGAGGCAAAGGCAGAAGCUAGCUAAGUUUGCAGAUUUUUAUCGCAAAAUAGCUAGAACAAGAACCGAAAAAAGUGCUCGCAAACGUUUACAAGAGGGAGGCAGCCCAGCACUCGCAGCAAUACUCGUACCUAUACUAGGUGCCCUAGCAGAACAUAUCAUCCAUAAAAUCACGGAAUGAAGCACACA